Messenger RNA from Contarinia nasturtii (swede midge), 1247 nucleotides. It is a transcript of the gene x16, whose product is annotated as serine/arginine-rich splicing factor 7. The record is from RefSeq and is a predicted model, not a curated record. Gene Ontology annotation, biological process: mRNA splicing, via spliceosome. Bases 305 to 976 code for a protein of 223 amino acids. Gene Ontology annotation, cellular component: nuclear speck. Lineage: Eukaryota; Metazoa; Arthropoda; Insecta; Diptera; Cecidomyiidae. The transcript has 7 exons. Gene Ontology annotation, molecular function: RNA binding; zinc ion binding.
UCUUCGUUAUGCGCAUAGCUUGAUACAUUUAGUACCUAGAAUAGUAGUCAGUUAUUAUUCGCCGCUUAUAUAGAGGCAAGAGAAGACAAAAAAAAAUAUAUAUAUAUAACAAUAACGAAGUGGAAGAUAAUUUCAAAAAUAUUCAUUUCAAUUGCAAUUUUACGCCAUUUUCGUCGUUGCUCUUCUUUGUCUGCACAGACAAACAGAGAGACUUAACGAAAUAUACUCAUUGUGUCACCAGUUGUUUUUGUGCGAUUUACUUUUAAUUGCAAACACACAGUUUGACGCCCUGUCUCGCUGAAAAAUGAGCAAGCGUAUGUCAAGAUAUCCGUGCGACACAAAAGUUUAUGUCGGUGAUUUGGGAAAUCAUGCACGCAAAAAUGAAUUGGAAGAUUCAUUUUCAUAUUAUGGACCAUUGCGUAGCGUUUGGAUUGCACGAAAUCCACCGGGAUUCGCGUUUGUUGAAUUUGAAUCGGCACGCGAUGCUGAGGAUGCUGUACGUGGUUUAGAUGGACGCAUUAUUUGUGGUCGUCGAGCUCGUGUUGAGGUAUCAAGUGGUAAAUCUGGACGUGGAUAUCGGGGCUCAAAAUCACGACGUCCAUACCAUCAAGAUCGCUGUUAUGAGUGCGGAGAUCGUGGACAUUAUGCUAGAGAUUGUCGGCGCCAUGGCAAAAGCCGUCGUCGAUCACGCUCUCGGAGUGCUCGCAGUCGCAGUCCACGCGAACGUCGUUCUCGAUCGGCCAGUGGAUCUCGAUCACGCUCACGAAGUGUGCGAAAUGGAAGCCCACGUGAUCGUCGCUCACGUUCCAAUUCGGUAUCUCGUUCUCGCUCCCGUACACCACAACGAAAUGGAAGAGCACCAGUGACUAAGAAUCGUCGUCGUGCUCGUUCAGAAAGUGCUGGUGAUUCGAAAUCACCGCCAAAACGCUCAAUGUCACGGUCAAGAAGCCGUUCAGACGAUAAAAGUGACGAUUAAAUGCACAAUGUCCACUCACACAAUAUAAUCGCAAGAAGACUUCUUCACAUUUUCAAAUAGCUUAAGUUAUAUAAUCUUAACAGCAAAAAAAAAAUAUUGAUAAAUAACAAUUGUAACUCAUCUUGAAGACCUCAUAAAAAACCAAUUUGAGCGCAUUAGAUAGAUCUCUGGAUUGAGUGGAUUCCAAUAAUAAUUAUUUAGAUCAUCAUCUGAAUUAUAAAGAUUUUGACCUCUCAUAACCAAAACCAUUACAUUGGCAACAUAAAAAAAA